Molecule: messenger RNA, 1964 nt
Organism: Dermatophagoides pteronyssinus (European house dust mite)
Lineage: Eukaryota; Metazoa; Arthropoda; Arachnida; Sarcoptiformes; Pyroglyphidae
Gene: Atg16
Product: Autophagy-related 16
Biological process (GO): autophagosome assembly
Cellular component (GO): Atg12-Atg5-Atg16 complex; phagophore assembly site membrane; autophagosome membrane
Molecular function (GO): protein-membrane adaptor activity; protein binding
Source: RefSeq, a predicted model, not a curated record
AAUCUCUCUUUUUUAUUUUUAUCUCUUUUUUUUCAGUCAACCAAAAUUUAUCAAUUUACACUCACUCGAUACACACACACACACAAAUUAAAAAAAAAAGACAAUUUCUAAAUGAAAAUAACGCCUUAGAGUUCAUCAAAUCAACUGAUUGAUUUUGUUUCAAAAAAUUAAAUAAAUGAAAUAAAAAAUGGCCAUCAUAUCGACAGCAACAAAUCCAACAUGGAGAAAAUCAAUAAUACAACAACUACAAGAACAACAACGUAAAACAAAUGAACCAUUUGAAUCUGUGAUACAAACAUGUGUUAGUUUGUUUGAAAAAAUUGAUUCAUUACAAAGAGAAAAAUCAAAUUCAUCAUCAUCAUCAACAACAGCGAAUUGUGAUAAUCAAACAUUGUCAAAUCCAAUACCAUCAUCAUCAUCAACAGCAUCGACAACAGCAACAACAACAUUAACUUCGGCAACAAAUUCAACAUUAAAUGAUCGUAUACAAUCAUUACAAAAUGAUUUAAAAGAAUGUCAAAAAUGUAUAAUGGAAAAAGAUUCAACAAUAAUUGAAUUGAAUACAAAAAUAACUAGUUUAAUGAAAGAAAAAAAUGAUUUAAAAUCAAAACAAACUGAUUUAAAAAUAAAUUUAGAUUGUAUGUUAGAUAAAUGUCGUGCAUAUGAAGAAGUUAUAAAUGAUUUAAAAGGACAGAAUACAUGUUUAAUUGAUGAACAUACUGCAUUACAAAUAUUAUAUGAUAGUUUAAAAAAUAAAUUUGAUAAACUAAAUCAACAAUAUAAUGAUUUGGUUACGAAAGUUAUGGAAACAAAAGCAAAAGAUGCUGAAAUAAUGAAUGAAGAGAAUGAAAAAAUGAUACGUUUACAACAGGAACGUUUACGUAAACAAUUAGAAGAUGAUGCAAAUAGAAUUAUGGUUACAUCAAAUGUUGAAAAUGAUUCAGUAAAUUUGAUUGAAAAUCCUGUUACGGUAAUAAUACCUGAACGACCGAGAAUAAAUUUCGAACCACAUAAUGAAAUAUAUGCAUUAAAAUUUGAUAAAAAAACAAAUUAUCUAAGUAGUGGUGGUGGUGAUCGUAAAGUAAAAUUAUGGAAUUUUGAUGAUAUUAAAAUCAAUCUGAUACAAGUAUUAACCGGUAGUAAUGCAUCGGUUACAUCUAUUGAUAUAUUUGAAGAAUAUUUAGUUGCAUCAUCAAGUGAUUAUGCAAGUCGUGUUUGGACAUUAAAUGAUUUUCGUUUACGUCGUACACUAACUGGUCAUUCAAAUAAAGUAAUGUCAGUAAAAUUUAUGUCUGUAAAUAAUAAAGUUGUAUCGGGUAGUUAUGAUAAAACAAUUAAAGUAUGGGAUUUAAAUCGUAAUGCUUGUAUGCGUACAUUGUUUGCCGGUUCAUCAUGUACCGAUAUUGCUAAUCGUGAUGAAAAUUUUUUUGCCAGUGGUCAUAUUGAUAAACAUAUACGAUUUUGGGAUUCACGUAUUGAAACAUCAUCAGCAACCGGAAUUCAAUUACAGGGUAAAAUUACAUCAUUAAAUGUUACGAAUAAUGGUCAUUAUUUGGUUGCCGCUAUACGUAAUGUUGAUAAAUUAACCUGUUUAGAUUUGCGUAUGAAUUCAUUUGUACAAAAUUAUACAGCCGAUUCAUUUACAAUUGGUUGGGAUUGGACCCGGUUAUGUUUAAGUCCAAAUGAUCAAUAUAUUGCUUGUGGUGGUAAUGAUAGUCAAAUAUUUUUUUGGGAUUUUUCAUCAGGAAAAUUAUUAAAAACAUUAUCAACUGAUAAACAUAUUGGUACAAUUAUUGCAGUUGAAUGGCAUCCAAAAGGAAAUUUAUUUGCAAGUGCUGAUCGUAAUAAAAAUAUUGUACUUUGGUCAUAAUAACAACAUUUUUCAUUACUGAAUCAAAUUGAAUUAACACUUUAUCAUCAUCAUCAUUCUGUGUUAUUUUGUGUGGUGUGUCAUUCAUCAUUUU